Molecule: messenger RNA, 768 nt
Organism: Schizosaccharomyces osmophilus
Lineage: Eukaryota; Fungi; Ascomycota; Schizosaccharomycetes; Schizosaccharomycetales; Schizosaccharomycetaceae
Gene: sei1
Product: ER-associated lipid droplet biogenesis protein, seipin Sei1
Exons: 3
Coding region: 1-768 (255 amino acids)
Biological process (GO): lipid storage; lipid droplet organization
Cellular component (GO): endoplasmic reticulum membrane
Source: RefSeq, a predicted model, not a curated record
AUGAAGGCUUGGUUAUGGCCUUUCAUAGGUGGACUUAAAUUAUUUAUAUGUAUUCUUGUAGUUGUCUUGUUUUCAAUUCCUAGUCUUGUUAGUUAUAUAAUCUUUUACGACACGGUUAUUCCUCAUGCUGUGGUGCAAUAUCCUGUUUAUUUUAACUACACAACUGGGUGUGAAUAUCCCUAUGCCAAAGUGAACUUGGAUCACUUCAGCAUAGAUCCUAGGCUUCCUGGAACAUCGAUCCUUCAAUUGAGCAUUCCUCGUUCUCAACGUAACCGGAAUGUUGGGAAUUUUAUGGUUUCAGUUGACUUUCAUGGAAGAACCGAACAAACGACGUUGAAAUCUGUUUCAAGAACAGUCCUAUUUCCAUAUUAUUCAACUAUACAUGAAUACAUGAAGCUGGUUCUUUGCUUCCCUUUUUAUUUAACCGGAAUUUUGGACGAACGCGAGACUGUAAGUGUAAAGCUUUUGGAGUCUGAAAUGUUUGGAAAUCAUCGCAGUGCAAUUAACACGCUGUCCUCGCGUUUUUAUGUUGCUGAUACUCCUAAAAGUGCAAGCAUUCGAAUAUUUUCUAAGGAUAUUGAGUUUUAUGAAGUAACUCUAGCUUUUGCAUCCAAAUUACAUGGCAUGCGUUGGUUCAUGUACACGCAUAAGGUAACCGCCUUUUUUGUUUUUACAGCCCUCUUUUAUUUUACUGGGAUAAGUACAACCUUUAUUACUUAUUUGAUCAUUUCAACCACGUCAAAAUCCCGGAACAGAGUCGCCCAAUAA